Ochlerotatus camptorhynchus is the source of this 616-nucleotide messenger RNA. Its product is annotated as zinc finger SWIM domain-containing protein 7-like. Bases 95 to 616 code for a protein of 173 amino acids. Lineage: Eukaryota; Metazoa; Arthropoda; Insecta; Diptera; Culicidae. Gene Ontology annotation, biological process: double-strand break repair via homologous recombination. Gene Ontology annotation, cellular component: Shu complex. Gene Ontology annotation, molecular function: zinc ion binding. The record is from RefSeq and is a predicted model, not a curated record. The transcript has 2 exons.
AUUUGGUAUACUAUUUUUUUCUAGAUCUAGAUAUUGUUUUGUUUCUGUGCAUUGUGUGUGUUUUUAUAAAGUGUGAAGUGACCAAUUUUGAUCCAUGUCUUCGGAAUCGUUUUUGUUUUACGAUUCAAUCGAUUCAGCACUCGCCCGAAUCACCGAUUCAUUGUCCAACCGCCGUGGUUCGGUCGAUUCAAAAUCUAAAGAACUUACGAAGGAACAUCUUCUGGAGCUAGAAUCACUAUUCGGCCGUGCCUUGCUCAGUCGAGUGCUAACCUUAAUACACGGUAAGAAGCCCAUCAAAUUGUACCGCACUCCAAACGGUGCCGGCCGACUGUACGAAGUGCCCGGUUCCAAGCUCACCGUAGUGUACAAAGUAUUUCUUGGUAUCAAUUUCUGUACGUGUGAGUCGUUUCGUUACUGGGUCCUGCAGCAGCGCCACCAAGCUACCUGUAAGCACGUCCUAGCGACGAAGCUAGCUCAACCACUCGAUCUGGUAGUUGAGGAAACACUGUCGGAGAAAAUUUACCUGGAAGUAUCGGCCGACCUGAUCAAGGAACGUAUCAACAACACCAGCCCUAGUCGUCCACCAAACCCUGCCGGUGAAGGACCAUCCAAGUAA